This is a messenger RNA of Coregonus sp. 'balchen', 12268 nucleotides long. The record is from the annotation of a GenBank genome assembly. NCBI's taxonomy places the organism in Eukaryota, Metazoa, Chordata, Actinopteri, Salmoniformes, Salmonidae.
AUGGACAAACCAGAGAAAGAGGAGAUGAUGGACAACUUCGAGAAGUUGGACCAAUUUGACAUGUUGGAUAAGCUAGACAAAGUGGAGAAGAAGGAUACGACUGCGAAGACUGAGGCGUCAGUGAAGGUGCAGUAUGCAGACCCACUGGACAAAGACGAGAAGAUGGAUCAAAUGGACAAGGCAGAGAAAACAGAAAAGCUGGAGCCAACAGAAAAGGUAGACAAAGAAGAAAAACCAGAGAAGGUGGAAAAAAUGGACAAGGGUGACAACACUGACAAAGUAGAGAAGAUGGACAAGGUGGAAAAGCCUGAGAAGAAAGAACAGAAUAUUGAAAAAGUGGAGAAGACCCCAGAGAAACCGGAGACAGCGGUGAAGUUGGACACAUUUGACAAGAUGGAAACACAGCCUGACAAGGAGAAGACAGACCAUGUUGGAAAGGUAACAGUAACAGCUGAGAAAGAAACAGAAAACGUAGAGAAGCCCACAGACAAAGUGGAAAAGGAGGAUAAGAAGCCGGAGAAAACAGAGCUGGCUGAGAAAUUAGACAAGCAGGUUAAGGUGGAGAAAUCUGAGAAAAAAGAGCUGAAAAGUCCUGAGAAAAAGACGGACAAGAAAGCAGAGACCGCUGAUAAGGCCAAAAAACCUGCAAGUAAACCCUCGACCAAUGGGAGCAGUGCCACACCAAGCAAGGACCUGCCCAGUCCAGACAAGAAGACCAAGGUAGGCCACAGUCGAGAUUUAAAGAGGAACGUUAUCAAAUCAUACAUCACUCAUGCUGCUAACGCUUUUGCUACUGCUACAUUUAUAUCCAUGUAUAGCAGUGAGCUAGGACUAUAAGUGGUCCAUUGAAGUCAAUUUAAUGAAGUAAUAUCUGUCAUAAUCAGCAAUAUGAAGAAAAAGGAAAGGAUGUUGGUCUUCAUUGUUCUAGUGCUGAUUUUACCUUGAUGUAACUUAAUUGAGUUUUUGGUUUUGUCAAGCUGGCAGUUCCAUUUGUUGGUAUUCUGUUGAUUAUGAUUAAGGCUGCUUCUGCUGCUUUCUCCUGCUGCUAUCAUGUGUUUUGUUGUUUUUCUUUCUCGCCUUUUGUUCUUUUCUUUUGCUAUUUGUCUGGUGUGCCGUCCAUCUCGCAGCCGGUUGCCGGGGCAACCAAACAGAGCGCCGCUAAGCCACGGCCGAGCUCGGCAGCAUCCACUGGUGCUGCCGCCCCCAAACGCCCCACCCCUUCCUCCACCUCCACCACCACCUCAGCCACCCUCAACAAAAAAACACCUGUGCCCAAGGCCCCUACCCCCACCGCUGGCCCCAAGCGGCCCUCGUCCACAGUCAGCCGACCCACAUCCGCAGCCACCACCUCCACCACUGCGCCACGUGAGGUCAAGCCCAAGGUGAGUGCCCCUGCCCUGCUUUAGCCGCAGUCUCCUCCACCUCCAUAGCCACCCCUGUGUGGUGUCUCUCUGUGUAGGGAAAACGACCUACCACCUACUUCUUCUCUCAUUGCAUUUCUUUCAAUCUCCUACUCAUCAUCUUGCUGAUCAGAAGAAGGAGCAUGUUCAGUUCUGUUUAGCAUAGGUGUUAGUUUAGCUACUAUGUUAAUUUCCACAGGAGCUAUAGUCAAAGGCUCUGUCUGACUGCAGUGGUGCUGCUCGGAGCCUAAUCUGCCUGUAAUGGAUCCACGUUCUAAACUUGUCUUGGCCCUGGUGCUGAGUGGCCGUCCACAGGAUUACUCAGAGCAGGGUUCAUAGAGGGAAGGUCGGGCUUUAGGGUAGGGGGCCAGAGGAGGGGCAGCCAGCAUUCAUCACUCCUCCCCUGGCAUUUACUAGAGAGACCCAGGGGCAACCAUCAGUCGCUCACCUUCAGCCGUCAGCGCAGCAGAUACACACUACAAUGUACUGUACAUGAUGUACAGCCACUUCUCUAACCUGCUGGUGUAUUUGCCUUUAAUGACAUAUUAAGUAGCCUUGCACGGGUCUUGGAGCCUAUCUCCUGUUUCUGUAGCGUAAGGCAGCUUGAUGCACAAGUACACCCCCUGGACAGGACACUAGUCUAUCGCAGAGCCUUACCCCAAAUCUAUCUUAGUGCCAAGUAGUGAUGCAUCGGGUCCCAUUUUUGUCAGUCUUUGGUAUGUCCCAGCCGAGGAUCGCACUCCCAACCUUCAAAUCUCAGGGUGGACAUUCUAACCACAGCUACAUAUUACACUGCUGUUUAAUAUUGGAGUACUGUAAUAAAGUCUAGGUCAAAAGGGCGGGCGACUCGAGAGAUCGUAAGACACAUUUGAAUGAGAGAGGGAAUGAAUGAGGAGGCGGUGCAGAAAUCAAAGCUGUUUUCCAAGCAAAGCCUCCCUCGGGCGGUGUAUCUAUGCAUGGGGAAAUCAGACACACACCGCAUUGGCAUUCUUUUUAUAUCCCUGGUUCCUAGUGCAAUCCUUACAUCAGCGCCAAGGCAAAACACACCAUAUUGUGAAACCAGAGACCUAUCAACAGUGGACCUCCUGUGUAUUGAGGAUUCUGUCGCAUGCUCGUUGCUGCCUUCCAGUUUCGAUGCAACACAUUCCAGAUGCUUCCUUGACAAAAUUGUCUGGAGCCUUCAUUCCUAAUACUUUGAUAAUACUAAUCUGAACUGUGCUCUCUGAGGUUAUAUAUGGUGUUGAUUCAGAACCAUAUCAUGCCAUAUACUGUAUAUAAGGGGUGUCGAAACUCCACAAUGGGCCGGUGCAGUAACACACCUGCUUUAGUUUGACUUUGAAUAGUUCAAUUAAUCAGGUGUGUUACUGGUUGGUUGGAACAAAGGUCUGGACUAACACCAGCCCCGUACGUAUGAUAAUGGCCACCCCUGUUGUACACCGGUUUGUGUCAAGAACUGCAACGCUGCUGAGUUUUUCACGCUCAACAGUUUCCCGUGUGUAUCAAGAAUGGUCCACCACCCAAAGGACAUCCAACCAACUUGACACAACUGUGGGAAGCAUUGGAGUCAACAUGGGCCAGCAUCCCUGUGGAACGCUUUAGACACCUUUUGGAGUCCAUGCCCCGGCGAAUUGAAACUGUUCUGAGGGCAAAAGAGGGGGUGCAACUCAAUAUUAGGAAGGUGUUCCUAAUGUUUGGUAUACUCAGUGUAUGUGAUUGCCCAUAGUUGUUAGCGUGAACUUGGAGUUCCAUAUACGCUCCAGGCAGGAAUGAUCUGCUAUUGCCCUCUAGUGGUUGCCUGUUUUACUACAGGCAGCUUUUUUGGCUAAACAACACACGAGGGGAGAGGCAAUCUAGUGUGCACACUCUGUUGUGAAAAUACCCUAUAGAGCAGUGCAUUGAGGGAAUGCUCUUAAACAUCAUGGGACCUGGCUCGGAUAUGAUUGCAGAGGAUUCUGUACAGGCUAACCAGAUGGCAGUGGCAAUGAGAGCGAUAUCAUGAUAGCAAUUACAUUAUGAGGAUUUGUUGAUGUUUUUGUUGUACAACGAAUACUAGAUAGGUAAGUGGUUUUAUAAAUAUAACAUUAUCCUGCAACAAAGAGGUUCUUUGCCACAGCUUCAAUUUAUGAGAGCGCUAUGGUGCACCUUCAACCUUUUAUUUGUUAUUAAACUCCAUUACUCCAUUAUUUGUAACUGAAGAGUGUAGCUCCAUCCUUCCUUCCCUUAUGUAUCUGUUUACCACACGUCUCCCAUUCCCUGUCUCUCUCUCUCUCUCUCUCUCUCUCCAGACGACCAUAGAGAGGCGUCCUCUAGUGCCAAAGGCCACCACCGCCUCCACGGCUCGAACUGCUGCCCCCAAAAACGGCACUGCUACCAUGGCAACCAGUAAACCAGCCACGGCGACCCGCACUGCCACCAGCGCACCCGCAACCAGACGCCCUCUGGGUGAGUCACUAUGCUACACACUUACACAUUUUUUAACACGCAUACACACACAAACAACACACACACACACACCGUGACCAAUUGUUUUGGUGAUUCAAAGUGUCUGACGUCUAGCCAGCAGGGUACCAAACUGUUUCUGCAUUCCACAACCUGACUUCACUGCUUUGCCAAACAAACUUUGACAAGGCAAUAACAGGGAUCAAUAGGCUGAGCUAUGUUCUCUUCUGUUUUGCCUCUCAGCAUCAAAGACUGACAGCAAGCCAGGAGAGGAAAAGAAGCCCAGCACUCUGAAGUCAACAACAGGUACAGAAACACUCCUCCUCUCUUCGCUUCGUCUCCAUCCCUCCCUCUCUCUCUCUCUCUCUCUGCUCUCCUCCUUUGAAAGGCAGCACCAGUCCUUCAGCCAGACAUCCACAGUACUGUAACUCCAGCUGAGGGAUUAGGGGCAGCUGUUGCACAGAGAGGGAAAUAAAAUGAAGAGUGACAGUGUCAUGCAGGAACACACAGAUGAAGCAUGCAGGCCGUGACAAAGAGGUGGUGAAGUCGACGAGAAAAAAAAAGUAUUGCUAAAAGCCGCAAAGAGUAAAAGCCUCAUCACAGCACUCUGAGGAUUACACUCCCCUACUGUUGACAUGAGCUGCUGACACUGGCACUACAUCUCAACGUUGCAUAACCAGCAACGCAGGCAGAAGCCGUUCCCAUAUGCAUAAAGAGGGGAUGAUUUUCUGAUCCUAGCAUUUCUUUCUGCUCAGAAAUAAGACUCUUUCAGGACGGAUUGGGCGGAUCUAAGAUUUAAGUCUCAGCAGGCAGGGCACAUUUAGUUCAUCCUGCGAUGUCAGACAUUUGGGAAGUGUGGCGGUGCAUAUUGGGGUUUAUGUAGCUCCAGAGCAGAAAGGAUACCUGCCUGAUUUAUGUUCCCAAAAAGUUUUUCAAAGUGUUGCUGACAGCAUAUUAACCAUUACCUGAUCUUAAAUUCAUAGAAUCGUAAGAGUAUCGAAGAGAGCAGAUCUAUAUACACUGCUCAAAAAAAUAAAGGGAACACUUAAACAACACAAUGUAACUCCAAGUCAAUCACACUUCUGUGAAAUCAAACUGUCCACUUAGGAAGCAACACUGAUUGACAAUAAAUUUCACAUGCUGUUGUGCAAAUGGAAUAGACAACAGGUGGAAAUUAUAGGCAAUUAGCAAGACACCCCCAAUAAAGAAGUGGUUCUGCAGGUGGUGACCACAGACCACUUCUCAGUUCCUAUGCUUCCUGGCUGAUGUUUUGGUCACUUUUGAAUGCUGGCGGUGCUUUCACUCUAGUGGUAGCAUGAGAUGGAGUCUACAACCCACACAAGUGGCUCAGGUAGUGCAGCUCAUCCAGGAUGGCACAUCAAUGCGAGCUGUGGCAAGAAGGUUUGCUGUGUCUGUCAGCGUAGUGUCCAGAGCAUGGAGGCGCUACCAGGAGACAGGCCAGUACAUCAGGAGACGUGGAGGAGGCCGUAGGAGGGCAACAACCCAGCAGCAGGACCGCUACCUCCGCCUUUGUGCAAGGAGGAGCAGGAGGAGCACUGCCAGAGCACUGCAAAAUGAGGCAUUGAUGCUAUGGACUGGCCCGCCCGUUCCCCAGACCUGAAUCCAAUUGAGCACAUCUGGGACAUCAUGUCUCGCUCCAUCCACCAACGCCACGUUGCACCACAGACUGUCCAGGAGUUGGCGGAUGCUUUAGUCCAUGUCUGGGAGGAGAUCCCUCAGGAGACCAUCCGCCACCUCAUCAGGAGCAUGCCCAGGCGUUGUAGGGAGGUCAUACAGGCACGUGGAGGCCACACACACUACUGAGCCUCAUUUUGACUUGUUUUAAUGACAUUACAUCAAAGUUGGAUCAGCCUGUAGUGUGGUUUUCCACUUGAAUUUUGAGGGUGACUCCAAAUCCAGACCUCCAUGGGUUGAUAAAUUUGAUUUCCAUUGAUCAUUUUUGUGUGAUUUUCUUGUCAGCACAUUCAACUAUGUAAAGAAAAAAAGUAUUUAAUAAGAUUAUUUCAUUCAUUCAGAUCUAGGAUGUGUUGUUUAAGUGUUCCCUUUAUUUUUUUGAGCAGUGUAUAAUUUCUCUGAACUGAGUUGAAGUAUUUUUGCAUUUAAACGGCUUCAUUACCUGGUUGUUUAUUGUGCUAUUUUCUCCUCCUCCUCCCUCCGUUCUAGCGGACUCCACCCGGCCCCGGACCAGCACCACCCGCAGCUCUAUAGCUAGCACCACCAGCACCACCCCCCGUGUCCGCCCCUCCACCACCAAACCAGCCCCCCCCUCCUCCUCCACAGUACCAGAGAAGAAGCCCCCUGUUCCCCGCGUCCCCCGUCCCACCUCGGGCAGUGCCAGUACCACGCGUACCACCUCCCGCCCUGGCACAGCCCCCGCACCAGACAUCCGCAAUGUACGCUCCAAGAUCGGCUCCACGGAGAACAUGAAGUACCAGCCCGGAGGGGGGAAGGUAAGGGGUCGUGCAUCAGUGAUGGAUGGGGUGCUUUUAGGGGUUUGGGGGGUGGGGAUAGUGGGUUGGACUGAUAUUAUUUAUUCUUAUGCGGAUACCCACUUUAAUAUUUCCAAGGCUUAUUGGCCAGGUUGUGUUUUAUACAUGAGUUCUUACAUGAAUAAAAUAGAUAUUCUGUUUCACAGAUGGGCUUGGUUUACAGACAGUGUCAUUAUGAUAUUGUGUAGGGCUUUGUAGUCUUAGUGUUCACAGUCUAAUGCAGGGGUGUCAAACAUAUGGCCUGGGGGUCCAAUCCAGCCCUCGGGUGGUUUGAGUAAAAAAAUAGUUUUUUGGGGGGGAAACUAACUCAAAAUACUUUAAAUUGACUGAAAUGUGUAGAAAUGAGAAUGGACCUACAUUCAUACAGUUUCUUGACUGUAACCAGCUCGCCAAUAAUCACCAUAAUGAAAGCUAGACUGUCAGGGAGCAUCGGAAAUUCAAAAACUAUGGAUAGAGGACUAUUUCUUGCAAAUUUUGACGGCAAGGAAAUACAACCAAUUUUCAAUGCGACCCUCCAGAUCUGAUUGAAGACCGAAUGCUGCCCCCGGGGCAAAAUGAGUUUGACACCCCCGAUCUAAUAAUGGCUUCCUCAGACAGGUUAUGUUCAGUAGAUGAAGCCCCAGCUAACACACUAUUUUCCCAUAGUGCACUCCUCCUAAUGCCCCAUUCCAUAUCAUAGCUUUCCCUAUUAACAACCUCUCCUAGUUUCUUCCAACCUAGUAACUGGUCCCAGCUUGUCUCAUAUUUUACCCUUUACGAUCCAAAAUGGUUCCCAGUUAACUCAGUAACUACCUCCAUAAAUUUCCAUUUGAUUCAAUUCACCAUCUUGCAUCCAUGCUGACAUCUCACCCCAUACUCUACAUCCACCUCUGCACUACUUUACCUCUCACUUCCUUUUUCCUGGCUGAGACCCCUUAUAGAGUACAGGUCCUCCUAACAUUAUUUUUAGCCAGAUAUACUAUGCCUUCACUUCUACUGUCAAGUGUCAACAUGGUGGAAUAACCAAGAAAUAUGGUGCCACAUGUUGAGCGAUGGACCCCAAACUGCAUGUCAAAGAAAAUUCAGAAUUUCUUUGUUCUCUGAAAUAAACAGAGCCUUGCUGUUUUGGAUACAGCAUCAGAAUAGAGGAGGUAGUUCUGCAUACUCCUGCUGCCCUGUGUCCUGUGUGUUGUAUUGACCCAGGGUGGGGCUUGUCUCCCCAGGUCUCUGGCAGGAGCGACGCCCUGGCCAAAGGCUCCUCCUCCAAAGAGACCAGCGAGGCCAAAGUGAGUUCACCCCCAUACCUCACCCUAUCUCAUCCAAUUUCUCUCUCUUCAAAUAUCUGUCUCUCUCUUCCUCACCCUCUGUUUACUACUCUCACUUCCUGUCUCCCUCUUCCUCACCCUCUGUUUACUACUCUCACUUCCUGUCUCCCUCUUCCUCACCCUCUGUUUACUACUCUCACUUCCUGUCUCCCUCUUCCUCACCCUCUGUUUACUACUCUCACUUCCCGUCUCCAUCUUCUUCACCCUCUGUUUACUACUCUCACUUUCUGUCUUUCUCUGUGUAUAUUUCUCAUUAUGUUGUCUCUCACCCGGUCUUUCUCUGUCAACCUCUCUCUUUCUUCUCUUCCCCUUUCUCUCUCAUUCUUUGUCUCUCUAUCUUCUUGUCAUUUUCUUCUAAAGUGAGAUACAUUUCCUCCAAGCUGUUCAUCUUUCCGACCUCUGUUUGUAGGUUAAAAUAUUGUGGUUGGACCGUUUUUUUUUUAUUGCCACAUUUCAUUGUUCACAAAAACAUACACUCACUUGUCUCUGGUUAUCCCUCAUUCACUGCAUGGACUGACUGACAGACAGCUGUAUAAAGUAGAUGUUCAGGUGACUGACUGACCGACCAACCGACACCAUACUGUUCCUGGGUUUUUCCAUUGUGAGAAUGCAGCCUGAAAAGAGCGGAAUGAUGACUCACUCAGGAGGAAUGCACAGUGGACUGCGCUCCGGUGACUGUGUUUACAGCCAGACCGUUCUGGAGUUUCCAACAUCAACUUGCGGUUUUGUGGAAGCGGACCACACCCGACGAAGAAACAUGCGUUUGAAAUACAAUCGUUCUGAUUUAUGUUGUGUUUUAGGUUUCACCUCAAAAACGCUUAGUUAGGUUAUUUUUUACAGUAGAUAUAGAAGAACGGUCAAUGAGAUACCAGAUCGGAUGGCAUACCCUUGGAGGGGAGGCACACAUCCGUGGUAGAGCGCUAAGCAUACUAACACACUGCCUUGCUACAAUCUCUCUCCUCAUAGGACUUCAUACAGUAACACAAGGCUAAAGCCAGACCCAGAGAGCCGGGAGUCCAUGUUGUUUGACAGCAAUACGAAUACUGUAUAUCCCUGGUUUUAAAAUUGGCCUGCCCUAAAGAAAAAUAUUAAAGUUGGCCUACCCUGUGGCAAAGUAGUGGCUGGAGGGCUGUGAUAAGUAAUUGUACAGUAGCAUAUGUCUGCACUGUAGACGGAGGAUCCAGAGGGAGAGGCUUUCUGAGUUCUGCUCCGUCACACCCUCUCCCUAAUUACCACCACAUAAUGAUUCCCAGAGGACUCCUAUGGCUGUCAAGGAUCUGAGCUUAACCCUGCUACUGCCUUGUGUCUGUGUGUGUGUGUAAGUGUGUGUGUGUCCUUUGCUUAACUGUCAGCACAACAGUAAGGUGCAGUGAUUCCUAACUAAAAUGUCUAAUGGACUGGAUGAAGUUUUGUCAUUUUCUAAAUCUAACUACUGGGUUUGUGGGUUCAUGGUACUAAUGUCAUAUUGUCACUGUGUGAUUGUCCGUCUAUGUGCCAACAAGUAUGAUUGUCUCAAUAUGGCAGGAUAUCACCAAAGUUAAUAUUAAACGGACAGUAACUUCAGCCAUUCACUUAAGCCCAUUAAAAGGGCAUAUGCUUAGCAAUAUCAUCAUUGAUGCAGUCAGACACAGUUAUAGUAAUUAUCACUGUAACAACACAAGUUAGCACCAACAUACAAUACUUUACAGGUGAAACCAUCUCCAUGAUAUUACAUUCACAUGCCUGUUUCAAUAACCUAUUUUAAUACCGCAGCAAUUGAACAUCCUCAAAGGGCAGGUGUGGAUGUGGGACCCGCAUGUGUGUGUCAAUAGACCUCUGUGUGUGGCCUCUAGAUGCAUCUGCACUAUUCUCUUCCUUCCUCAUCACACCCCACCCCCACCCUGACCCUCCCGCUAACCCUAACCCCCACGGUGACCCUACUCUUCCUCUCUGCCUGCUAUGCUGUGUUUGUAGGUUCAGAUAGUCUCCAAAAAGCUGGACUUCAGCCACGUCACCUCACGCUUGGGUUCCAAGGACAAUAUCAAGCAUGUUCCUGGUGGAGGGAAGGUUAGUACCGGAUUGCGGCUUAGCUUGAAUGGCCCCCAACCCCACACGGUUGACCGCACGUCAUGACCACUAAAGAGCUUGGGCGGGGGAGGGGGGUUUAUUAGAUAUCUUCUGAAGACUCCACUGGAACAGGUCUGAGACAGGCUGAACCUCACUCAUUCAUAACUUCCGCACGUUUAUUGUAGACUUUUCGGUCUGAGACCUUUUUCAAGACUCCGAGUGACUCGGUUCUAUCAUUGACAAUUAUGGCCAGGAUUCGGUUCUAGUCUAGGAAAUGCUACAGUGCUGCUCCCUUUUGGCACUGGCACGGUCAUUGCCUGAAAGCAUCGCUCCUGCCGAAUGACACCACCGAACGCUUUUAAGACGUCACUCUUAAUCACCGAUUUUUUUUUUUUGGGGGGGGGGGACCUUGAAACAAGAGGCUGUUGUGUGAUGUGGUUUUCGGACAGCAUGGUAUCUCUAGCUAACCCUCCUCCGUAGUGCUUGCUACUGCCCAUGGCUUAGACCAGUGUUUUCCAACUCCAGUCCUCCAGUACCCCCAACAGCACACAUUUGAAUUGUAGCCCCAGAAAAACUCACCUAAUGUAACUCAUUGAGAGCUUGAUGAUUAGUUGACAAGUUAAAUCAGGUGUGCUUUUCCGGGGCUACAGGAGAACUGGAGCUGGGAAACACUGGCUUAGACUCUCCCUGUCUCUGUCUCUAACUCACUCAACACCAAUCAAACACCACCCUUACCUUUCUGACCUCUGACCUGCCCAGACACUCAACUCUGAUUGGCUCUCCAUGCAGACUUCCUCCUUUGAUUGGUUGUGCUGUUGUUGCUACUGUAUGCGGUGGACACAUUAGUACAAGGGGCAGUACAUGAGUUUUCCCAAGAACAGAUGGCUAAUGAUAAAGCUGAAUAGGUUCAACUGCAUGGCGAAGAAGAUGGCUGUCAUGGCUCUUUGACCAGUUGUCAUUCAUUUCCUCUUCAGUGUGUGUAACUGGGUCUACUGUAUAUUUGCAGGUUCAGAUACUCAACAAAAAGGUGGAUCUAAGCAAAGUGACAUCGAAGUGUGGCUCCAAGGCCAACAUCAAACACAAGCCUGGUAAGGCCCUCUUGGGUAGACCUGUUGAGUUGCCAUACUGAAUGUACACAGUAAAUGCAUGUGUUGUGUAUGUUUCUAUGUGUUUUAUUGACCAUAGCACCUUACUGUCAUUAUAUACUCAAGAUGUUAUUAAGGACCAUUCAAAUGUGACUACCAAAGAUUAUUAUAAAGAUUAAGCAAAACAUCGGUCCAUAGCUCAGUUUAUCACCAACUGAUCUCUGUUCUGUGGACCUGUGCAGUGUGUAUUGUUUAUGCUGUCCCACUGACUGUGUGUGUCCUUUAGGGGGCAGCGAUGUGAAGAUUGAGUCCCAGAAAGUGAACUACAAGGAUCAGGCUAAGUCCAAAGUGGGCUCAAUGGACAACCUCUGUCACGAGCCCGGCGGUGGCAACAUCAAGGUGAGGUCACUGGACAAAGGACCUACUUGCACACACAUUUCACUGUCAGACAGUGCAUAUGAAAUGGUAUAGUCCAGAAAACACACACACACACAGAGGAGAGAGAGAGAUCAGGAAGAAGUAGAGCAGACGAGACGAGGAGAGAUAGAAGUAGAGCAGAGAGAUAGAUGAGAGAGCUAGAUUCUACUAGACUCUCCUAGAGAUCCUCGAUUUCGAGUAGGACCGAGAGAGAAGAGAGACUCUAGAGAGGAGGAGAUAAGAGAGAGGAGACGAAGCUCUCUCUCUCUUACCUGAGUCUCUAUCGACUCUCGACUCUCUGUCUCUACUCUUCUAGAGAGAGAACCUUUCAGCUUGCACAAGCAGCAUACACACACAUUUAACAAAACUAUCUAGCUUCCUCUGGAUUUAGUCAGCUGUUUAUGUACCCAGAGCUACCGUACACCUAAGCCCCUGUCUAAAGAUUACUAUUAUUAUUUUUCAGAUUAUUAAAUAUAGCUGAAGAAUAUAUCCCACAUCUAAAUCUAGCUCUCAUCUAAUAUGUUUGAGUACAUAUAGCUCUUUAUUUUCCACUUGAUUUGAUACCAUCAGACCACUGGUCCUGUUUUAGCUUUUAUGAUUUUCUACCAUUUUUAUUUCCAGCUUUGAAGACAUCCUCAGCGCCUGCUAUGUUUUGUUUCAAUACGCGUGUUGUUGUUAUCCCAUCUGUCCUACUGUACACACGGCAACCCCUUUUUCCAUUCCAUUGCAAUCUCCCCCCCCCUCCCACCCAAUUGACACCCUGUUACUGUAUGUGUUCUUAGGCUGAGGGGGCCCAGGAGAUAGCAGAGGGAAAUGGGGCUCCCCCCAGUGAUACCCCAGCCACGGUGCCAGGGCAGGCAAGCAGCCCCACCCAGGAGAAUGGGGUGAAGGAGGGUGCCCCCUGCGGAAGCCAGGGCCUCCAUGACCCCCAGGGCUUUGACUCACGCAUCCCUGAGACAAGUAAGUGUGCCCUCCAACCCGACCAGUAACCCACCUAUCCUCUCUCCCCCAGGGCUGGGUCCCACUCCUCCUCCUCCUCCUUCUCAGACUCCUAUCCCUUGAUGUGA